GAUCCCCUCUUCUUUCCAUCCCUCUCCCGCGCACGCGCCGUCAAACCCUAGCUGGCUAGCUCCGUCCCUCCUCCUCUCAUGGCGUCCCCGCGUGCGCCCGACUGGCCCCGUGGCCUCGUCUUCGCCCCCGGCGACGCCGAUCUCAUAACAAUCCACCUCCAGCGCAAGAUCUCCGGGUCCUCGCUCCCCGCCGCCGACGCCCGGUACAUCCACAACGCGGACGUGUACGGGGCCGAGCCCGCCGCGCUCGUCACCGGCCUCCUCUCCGCCUCGGCGAGGAGCGACGGCGAGGGCAGGGAGUGGUACUUCUUCACCUCCGUGCGGGCCCAGAGCAGCCGGGACACCCGCAGGUGCCGCGCCGUCGCGGGUGGGGUCGGCACCUGGCAUUCGGAGAAGGCGCGGUGCGUCGUGCUCGAUGGGGGCGGCGCCGUCGUCGGGUACCGCCAAUCCUUCACCUACGAGCCCAAGAACGGCUGGCUGAUGCUAGAGUUCAGCCAACAAGAACCCCGCCGCGGCGAGGCCAUGCCCAUCCUCUGCAAAAUCUACCAGAAGCGUCGUGCCGGCCGGUCCGCCUCGAAGACGAUUUCGGCUGGGUCGUCAUCGAUGUCGGAAUCCAAGAGGAAGGCGGCGGCCGCGGACGAGCGCUCCGUCGAGGGUUCCUCGGCCCGCGUGAGGCGAUGCCUGCAGUUCCGUCCGCCUCCUGCCGCACCAAAUCCGCCCGCACUGGUUGCUACAUCGGAGAUUCAAGAAGCGUUCUUGCUUUCAGCCCAGCGGCCGCAGGCAGAGCAAGAACCAGAGGAGUCGCAAGAACCGCCGGUACGCAUAGCACACACAGCCACACCGCUGAUUCCCAGCUUCUCCAUGGCCGCCGACCACGCCCUGAGCUUCGACCGCACCACCUUCCUCCGCCCCGCCCAAGAUUGGCCCAUGCCAGCGAAUUCGGACCUGAGCGACACGUCGACGGCACUACUGAGCAAUUAUGGCUUCGUCUCACCAGCCACCUCCGAGCUGAGCUGCUACAAUGCCACGACACCCUUGAGAGAUAACACCGGCGCUUGGGCCUUCCAGCCGUCCGCCCUGACCUCCUCCUAUGACACCACCUUCCUCCUCCCUGGCCAACAUUGGGCCACACCAGAGUCGUCACAAGUCAGUGAGGCAUCGACGCUGGAUAGCUACGGCUGCUUCUCGCCCGACCACGCCACGUCCAGGACCACCACACAGCCGAUCAGCAACGGCACCGGCUAUUGUUGGUCUUUCCCGCAGUACAGUGAGCUAUCGGCAAUUUUUGGCGCCUGAUUGAGUGCUUUGAUAUGCUUCCACGUUAGGCUAAGAGGAGUGUUGACGUAUAAUGUGCUGCCUAGUCUCUUUCAUCAGAUCGGUUUGUUGGUUGCAUUGGCUAGAGCAUGCACUUUUACAUGGUAUCGAAGCUAAGAGGUCUUGUUUAGGCCUGAAGGAGCCACACGUGAGGGGGAGUGUUGACGUAGGGCUAGAGCAUGCACUUCUACAGUGUGGGUCUGCCUCCUUUAGUUUGUAGGGAUUUUUUUGCCAUACUCGAUUGUUCUUGGUAGACUUUUUCAGCAGCAACUCUGCUUUCUGUUGGAACCGAGGCUUGGUUCAGUUAACCGGCAUCUUAGCGGUCCUCCGGCGAUGUAACUGGGAUGCACACAGCACACAUAGCUGUGGAUCCUUCGUUGUGCACUCUUCCUAUAGCCGUGGUUUAGUACAAGAGUUUAUU
This is a messenger RNA of Triticum aestivum (bread wheat), 1735 nucleotides long. RefSeq lists its product as uncharacterized. The record is from RefSeq and is a predicted model, not a curated record. Gene Ontology annotation, biological process: regulation of DNA-templated transcription. The coding region runs from base 79 to 1296 and encodes 405 amino acids. Lineage: Eukaryota; Viridiplantae; Streptophyta; Magnoliopsida; Poales; Poaceae. Gene Ontology annotation, molecular function: DNA binding. The transcript has a single exon.